GAGCAGGAGGGUCGCCCUGGAGCAGGUGGGUCACCCUGGAGCAGGAGGGUCGCUAUGGGGCAGGAGGGUCGCCCUGGAGCAGGUGGGUCACCCUUGAGCAGGAGGGUCGCCCUGGAGCAGGUGGGUCACCCUGGAGCAGGAGGGUCGCUAUGGGGCAGGAGGGUCGCCCGGGGGCCGCUCUUCUGCAAACCAACUCCUCAUGAACCAGAAACUGAAAGCAGAAAAUUCUCAGUUUCACUUUCUCUUUAUCCAAACGAGGAGAUUCUGGGCUCAACCGAAAGCCACAGAAACCAGAGACAGAGAUGGAAGAAUCCCGGGCUCAGCCAAUGAGACUGAAGGAGUGGCUUUUGGAGCAGAUUGACAGUGGGCGGUACCCGGGUUUGCGGUGGGAAAACCCGGAGAAGACAGUAUUCCGGAUCCCAUGGAAACACGCGGCCAAGCAGGAUUACAGGCAGCAGGCGGAUGCGGCUCUGUUCAAGGCCUGGGCAAUGUACAAGGGUAAGUUUCGGGAAGGGUCGGGAAGGGCUGAUCCUUCAGUCUGGAAAACACGGCUCCGGUGCGCGUUGAACAAGAGCCCAGACUUCCAGGAGGUGAUGGAGAACAGUCAGUUGGACCUGACGGAACCCUACAAGCUCUACAGGAUAUUGACCCCAAGCGAGGAGAGGAGCGGUAAGUGCCCCCACCUACAGGCAGUCCUACAAGUUGCCCGAGGGUUGACUCUUUCUACUUCUGCCUUCAUUCCAGGGGAAGGGGAUCAGGAGGCGUCUCCGAGUCCCACUAAAGACCAAGCUCAGAAACCUACAGUUGGGGGGCAAUGUAAGAGCUUCAUGAAGGAGGAGGAGUCUCGUGCCCCAGGGAAGGAGGAGCCUCGGUACCCAACCCAGGAGGAAACAGAGGAACCUGAGACGGGAAAAGUGCUUCAGAUCCAAGUGCGCAAACGCCAGGGGUCCCCAGAACCUUAUGGAUCCAAGAGCUGGAAGAGUGAUAGACUGUGUCCCCCAAAAGCAACAAGCUGCCCCACACUCGGGCCCUCCCCCUGGACAGCCCAGCACUCGUAUUACAGAGCGUUAGACCUAUCGACUAGGAACGAAGGCCUCCCCUCCUCAUCAUCAUCCUCAUCCUCAGAUUUCUGGCUCCACGUGCGCCUUUAUUAUCAGGACAAACUGGUGACGGAAGUGACCACCAAGACGGCCGAAGGGUGUCGCAUCGUCCCCUGGUCAGCAGCCCCCCAGCAAUGCGGCCCCUGCCCCCCGCUCUCAUUAGAGGUGGUCUCACUCCCCUCCCCCCAGGAGCUGCCCGGGCACCUUACUGCAGAGAUGGGGGGCCUCAUACAGAAGCUGCUCUGGCACCUAGAGCGGGGGGUGCUGCUGUGGGUGGCCCCCGAGGGGGUCUUUAUAAAGCGCCAGUGCAACGCGCGAGUCUAUUGGAGCGGCCAAUUGGCGCCUCACAGCGACCGACCCAACAAGCUGGAAAGGGAGAAGACGUGCAAAGUGCUGGAUACGGAGCAAUUCCUGCAGGAGCUGCAGAUGUAUGUGACACAGGGGACCCCCGAACCCCAAUAUCAAAUCCAGCUUUGCUUUGGAGAGGAAUAUCCAGAUACAUCACGCGUGAACCCCAAGAUUCUGAUGAUGGCUCUUGUGGAGCCGGUGUUUGCCCGAGAGCUUCUGCUCAAUGCACAGAGGAAAGUGAAGAAAGAACCCAGGACUCCGGAUUUGCAGCCUCCCGACGCAAGCCCCACCCCCCCUGUAUAAACCCCUCCCACCCUGUAGGCAGGCCUCGCCUAUUGUGUGAUUGGCCGAAAGGACAAUAUUAAUGAAGAGAAAUAUGGGGCAGAAUAGUGCAGUUUGGGGGUUUGUUCUAGCGUCUGCAUGGGGGUGCUUUCCUUAUUGUAACGUAGCAGCAGUUCUGCCUUGCUUUAUGGCUGGAUCAUCCAGUCUCUGAUCUUCCACUGAUUACAGCACUGCAGCCUGGCGAGGCCUUCAUAGAUGGGGUGCAGCAGAGAGAGCUGCCAUUAGCCCCCAUAAAGGAUAUGCUGACUGCGUGGCUGCUCGGGCAGUUUUGUGAUGGGGAGGGGUAACUGAUCGAGGGGCAGUUACUAAAGCAGGGUUGCCCCCACUGCACCCCAAGGAGCCAAAAACAACAGCCAUUCUCCCCACUGAAUGAUGCCAUUAUGGGGGGUUCACUGUGAAUAAACACGUUUAACAUGGGA
This is a messenger RNA of Xenopus tropicalis (tropical clawed frog), 2209 nucleotides long. It is a transcript of the gene irf10, whose product is annotated as interferon regulatory factor 10. The transcript has 8 exons. The record is from RefSeq and is a predicted model, not a curated record. The coding region runs from base 303 to 1751 and encodes 482 amino acids. Gene Ontology annotation, biological process: regulation of DNA-templated transcription; positive regulation of transcription by RNA polymerase II; DNA-templated transcription. Gene Ontology annotation, molecular function: transcription cis-regulatory region binding; DNA-binding transcription factor activity; DNA binding. Gene Ontology annotation, cellular component: nucleus. Lineage: Eukaryota; Metazoa; Chordata; Amphibia; Anura; Pipidae.